This is a messenger RNA of Rhineura floridana, 3122 nucleotides long. Its product is annotated as dnaJ homolog subfamily C member 3-like. The record is from RefSeq and is a predicted model, not a curated record. Gene Ontology annotation, biological process: protein folding in endoplasmic reticulum. The coding region runs from base 196 to 1752 and encodes 518 amino acids. The transcript has 12 exons. Gene Ontology annotation, cellular component: endoplasmic reticulum. Lineage: Eukaryota; Metazoa; Chordata; Lepidosauria; Squamata; Rhineuridae. Gene Ontology annotation, molecular function: protein-folding chaperone binding; misfolded protein binding.
CCCUUUCCCCGCCGCGUUCUUCCCUUGACGCGAUUGCAGGGCAUAAGCGGGCGAGUCGGGACAUCUCAGAGCGGUCAGUUUCCUCGCCAGCAAGAAUAACGACGAGGAAAGACAAGUACCAAGCUAGAGCGGCAGGAAAUAGUUUUCGACGACAAGGAAGCGGAUGCGGAACUGAGUUGGUUCCGGCGUUGGGACAUGGAGUCCAGGCAGCAGCCGGUGUGGCGCGGCCUGCGGCUCCUUGGCAGAGAUGGAGACAACCCCGGGUUGGGUCCUGGUGGCUGUGAGAGGCGGCUGCUGUGGGCCGCGUCCUUGCUGUGCGUCCUGCUGGAUCUGCAGUUGCCAGGUUUGCUGGCUGCUGGGCAAGCUGAGAUCGAAAACCACCUGGAAAUGGGGCGGAAGCUAUUGGCAGCUGGGCAGCUGGCUGAGGCACUCUCUCACUACCACUCUGCAGUGGAAAGUGAUCCCAAAAACUACCUUACCUAUUACAAACGGGCAACUAUCUACUUGGCCAUGGGCAAGUUCAAAUCAGCACUACCUGACCUCUCGAAGGCUAUUGAACUGAAGCCGGACUUCCUGGCUGCCCGGCUACAACGAGGCAACAUCCUCCUGAAGGAAGGCAGCACACAGGAGGCCAAGCAGGACUUCGAAGCUGUGCUCAAGAGCAAUCCAGAUAACACAGAGGCCCAAAACCAGCUUGCACGUGUGUCUGAGCUAGAAUAUUCCAUGCAAGAAGCCCAAACCGCCUUUCAGAGGAAAAACUACCUGGGAGCAAUCAGUAUUUUGGAUCGAGCAAUUGAGAUUUCCCCCUGGGACCCAGAAGCAAAAGAGCUGCGCUCCGAGUGCCACCUGUACCUCGGCGACCACAGCAAGGCCAUCAUGGACCUGAAACCCACCACCAAGCUGCGUAACGACAACAGGGCAGCCUUCCUGAAGCUCAGCAAGCUCUAUUACAACUUGGGGGAGCACGAGGAGUCCUUAAACCAAGUGCGGGAGUGCCUGAAGCUGGAUCAGGAUGACAAGGCCUGCUUCUCCCACUACAAGCAAGUGAAGAAGCUUGCCAAACAGCUGGAAUCUGCAGAGGAACACGUCAGCGCUCAGAGGUACGGAGAUGCCAUAGAGAAGUAUAAAGCGGCCAUGAAAACAGAGCCCAACGUGGAGAUCUACGUGGCUAAAGCAAAAGGGCGCAUCUGCCACUGUUUGUCCAAGAGCAAAAAACCUCAUGAAGCUAUAGAUAUCUGCACAGAAGCCCAUCAGCUUGACCCCAGGAACAUCUUCAUCCUGUGUGACAGAGCUGAAGCCUAUAUCCUGAAUGAGGAGUUUGAGAAAGCUGUCGAAGACUAUCAAGAGGCCAAAGAGUUUGACAGUGAAAAUGAGGAAUUAAAAGAAGGGUUGGAGAGGGCACAGAAACUGCUGAAGCAGUCCAAGAAGCGAGACUACUACAAAAUCCUUGGGAUCCGGAGGAAUGCAAAUAAGCAGGAAAUCAUCAAAGCCUACCGGAAGCUGGCUCAGCAAUGGCACCCUGACAAUUUCCAGUCAGAAGAUGAGAAAAAAGAGGCUGAGAAGAAAUUCAUUGACAUUGCAGCUGCUAAAGAAGUCCUGACAGAUCCAGAAAUGCGACAGAAGUUUGACUCCGGUGAGGACCCGCUAGACCCAGAAAACCAGCAAGGAGGGGCAGGACAUCAGCACCAGUGGCCGUUCGAAUUCAACCCUUUUGGCUCUGGGAACUUCCACUUCAAAUUUCACUUCAAUUAAGUUGGCUGAGCCCAAAACAGGAAGGCGAAAGAAACUGUGGCUGCAAACAGGCGCACGGACCUCUGGGCUAUGCUUUGCUGACGCAGAGACUACAAGAGUUACCAGUCCCCAUCAGAAGACAACCGCUAUGCAAUGGGGUGUGUGUGUGUGGAGGUUCCUUCCUUACUGUAUUCAAACAUCCCUGGUCAGGUGUCCGGAUGCUCCUUCCUAAGAGAGCUGAAGCCUGAAGGAAGAUGGUGUUGCCUUGCCUCCAGUCGUGGUUCCCAAGAAAUGGUUGCUGCGAGGUGGGCCGUACCAUGCAUGCAGGGCCUUGCAUACCUCUCUGAAAAUCCUGCCUUUCACGGUGGCCCUUGCAACUCUGAGUUGAAUUCUGCAGCCUGACUUAGGGGGGCAAUGGGAUAUGCCUCUCAUGUGUUUACGGAGAGUCUUUUUAAGCUGGUGGCAAGGAAACAGGAACUGAUUCCUUCUACUCCUUACCCCUGCUGUCCUUACAAAAUCCUUCACCACCAUGUAACCAGCAGCUCAAGAGGGGGCAAAAAUUCCUCUCAUUUUAAUUUGAAAAAAAAAUGAGGGGAAGAGUGCACAAUUUGUUCUGCUUGCCUGUUGGCAUCUGUUUGAGUUUGCCUAUCCAAGAAAACGUCAGCCUUGAGUAAUGUGAUGUGUGUGAUGAGCUCUGUUAACUGCUGUUGAUGGGGUGGGGAACCACCUCUGAAUCCUGCACAGUCUUCCUCCAUAGCAACAUCCUGUGAUGUGCCGAUAUGGCUAUUAAUCUUGUAAAGGCAGGGAGAAGCACCUCUCAUUACUACCCACUUUCACUAGACGGGAUGAAAAAGGUCUGAAGGUUGCCGGCCUUUUUUUUUUUUUAUGUUGUGAGUCACCCUAUUAUGUGGCAAUAAUUUGUCUUGUCUUUAUAGUAGGGUGGAUUCUGGUAUUGCACAUUGACUUCUCUCUUUCUCCGAAUACGAAGGGGAUUAUAACGAAGAAUCCACUCUGGAUGUGGGAGAAAAGAGCUUACUUCACACAUCCCCCGUCUCAUAAAAUUGCUGUCCUUCCUUGCCCCAAGUUUGACUGUUACAUGUGUCGUUUGCAAGUCUGAUAUUCUACAACAAAGUGGGGGCACUCAUUUCCUCUAAUUUAUUGCAGCUAGGCAAAAUAAAAUAAAAUUCUUAACUUUUCUCCCUGUUCCAAGGCAGGAAGGGAGGCAUCGCCAUUUCUGUUUCCACUUCACCCCAUCACAGCACAGUAGUUAAAAUAAAUAUCCUGAUCUGUUCUAGUCAUCACCCAGUGGCUGAGAGAAGGAACUUGAAGGAGGGGUGUUUAAACAGCCACCUUCACCAGAAGUGUCAAGAUUAAACGUUUGUACUGCAAAA